AUUUACGUAAAAAAUCAUGAUUAGAAUAUCUUAAUAAAUAUUUCAAACUUGGUAAUCCGAGAUUUUUUCUUUCAAAAGUCAUAACUAUAGAUUUCAUGUCCAAAAUCUAUGAGAAUCUUCCAAAUCUCCUGCCUUAAACUUGCCGUUGCAAUAUAUUAAACAAAUCAAAAUUUCAUGACAAUCAAUAAUGUAUAUGGCAAGAAAUCAGCGUAACAUAUGUAUAUAUAUACACGUUUGUAUAAUGAGAAUCAAUACUAUCAAUAAUGGAGAAAAUGGUGUUCAGGAAAAUUGUGUUUAUUGCCUUCUUAUUGUCCCUUUCAUGUUUAUUGGAGGGAGAAGCAAGAAUUAGUGGAGAUAUAACAAUACAACGUGGAGGGUCUUGCAACAACGACAAUACUUGUCACGAUACAUGUCCGGGUUGUCGUGUAACACAAUGUAUUUUCAGCCAAUGUGUCUGUUCUCGUUGUAAUACCCCACGAUCAAGUUUACGUAUUAAAUCUCAUAUGUAAUCUUCUUUCUAAGGACUAUCACAGAUUUGUGAUGUCAAG
Messenger RNA from Arabidopsis lyrata subsp. lyrata, 548 nucleotides. Its product is annotated as defensin-like protein 266. The coding region runs from base 264 to 509 and encodes 81 amino acids. The record is from RefSeq and is a predicted model, not a curated record. The transcript is spliced from 2 exons. Lineage: Eukaryota; Viridiplantae; Streptophyta; Magnoliopsida; Brassicales; Brassicaceae.